AUGAAAAUUUUGGGGGGUGGAAAACUGAAAGAUGUUGCAGUUGAUGCUCAUAUACGUUCCUACUGUUGGUCUGGUGAUCUCAUUAGAUCUGCCUUUUCCUCUGGUGAUUCAAGAUUUCCUUAUGUGCAUUCAAAUGAGUUAGUCUUUGAGUUGCAGAAGGCUAGAGCUGCAGAAUCUGAUUUGGUGGCUGGUGAGGAUCUUAUUGAAGGAAUAAAAAAAUGUUUUAUUAAAAUGAAUUUUGUUUAUGUCGUGGUCAUGAUAGAUUGGUACACUGAGAUGCUGGCCUGGUGGCUUUUGUCUUUCACUGUAAGUGGCUAUGUAGUCUUUAAGUUUUACUCUUUCAAGUCCUUUACAUGUAUAAGGGCUGUUGGAGCUGGUAGACAAAGGCGCAGAUACAAGAAACUAAUCAACAACAGGUCAAGUUGGUCCUUGUGUUGCAUGUCGUUGUCAGAUGGGACAAGUCAAGUUGAAGAGAGCGUUGACAAAGCUUACAUUUCUCUUAUUGAAAAAGCUGAACACUUCAUCUACAUUGAGUUGAUGGAAGAAAGGAGUAUAAAGCCACUUGAUUUAAAUCUUGCAGCAUUAUCAACAACAUGCAGUAAAGACUUUGAGUUGAAUUUUGUUAAGUCAUUAAUGAGUGAGAUGAGCCAAUCUACAACUACUUAUCCAUAUAAUCAGCUGUUUGGAGCAUUAGUCUCAAAGAAUUAUGAAAGGCAAGAUGCAACUUUACUUAGUUGA
Lactuca saligna is the source of this 738-nucleotide messenger RNA. Lineage: Eukaryota; Viridiplantae; Streptophyta; Magnoliopsida; Asterales; Asteraceae. The record is from the annotation of a GenBank genome assembly.